Cherax quadricarinatus is the source of this 3545-nucleotide messenger RNA. It is a transcript of the gene rl, whose product is annotated as Mitogen-activated protein kinase rl. The record is from RefSeq and is a predicted model, not a curated record. Gene Ontology annotation, biological process: intracellular signal transduction; protein phosphorylation. NCBI's taxonomy places the organism in Eukaryota, Metazoa, Arthropoda, Malacostraca, Decapoda, Parastacidae. Gene Ontology annotation, molecular function: MAP kinase activity; ATP binding. Gene Ontology annotation, cellular component: nucleus; cytoplasm.
AGCUGGCGUUUAGUUGUUAUCUGGACGGCAUCAGAGAAACACUCACAAUGACGGAAGAUCGGCCAGCAGAGGGAGAAAUUGUCAGGUGUCAGUUGUUUGAGGUGGGCCCACGCUACUUCAACCUCUCCUACAUAGGAGAAGGAGCCUAUGGCAUGGUAGUGUCAGCAAAUGACAGUGUAACCAAAACUAAGGUGGCUAUCAAGAAGAUAUCCCCUUUUGAACAUCAAACCUACUGCCAGAGAACCCUUCGAGAGAUCAAAAUAUUAACGAGGUUCAAACAUGAAAAUGUGAUAGAUAUCCGUGACAUAAUAAGAUCCCAGAAGAUAGACGCAAUGAAGGAUGUUUAUAUUGUACAGUGCUUAAUGGAAACAGAUUUAUACAAGCUACUUAAGUCUCAGAAACUGAGUAAUGACCAUAUUUGUUACUUUCUCUAUCAAAUCCUCCGAGGCUUGAAAUAUAUCCAUUCUGCGAAUGUUCUUCACCGUGAUUUGAAACCAUCUAACUUGCUACUGAACACCACAUGUGACCUGAAGAUCUGUGACUUUGGUUUAGCUCGAGUUGCUGACCCAGAACAUGACCACACUGGCUUUCUAACAGAAUAUGUUGCCACUCGCUGGUACCGUGCUCCAGAAAUUAUGCUCAAUUCUAAGGGCUACACCAAGUCGAUUGAUAUUUGGUCUGUGGGGUGCAUCUUAGCAGAGAUGCUGUCAAACCGUCCUCUUUUCCCUGGAAAACAUUAUCUAGAUCAGCUAAACCACAUUCUUGGCAUUCUGGGCUCACCAUGUCAAGAGGAUCUUGAUUGCAUCAUCAAUGAAAAGGCAAGAAGUUACCUACAAUCUUUACCAUACAAGCCAAAGGUUCCUUGGACAAAGCUCUACCCUAAUGCUGAUGCCAAAGCAUUGGACCUGUUAGACAAGAUGCUGACCUUCAAUCCUCACAAACGUAUUACUGUUGAAGAGGCCCUUGCCCAUCCAUACUUGGAGCAGUAUUAUGAUCCUGCAGAUGAGCCUGUUGCUGAGGAACCUUUCAAAUUUGAAAUGGAACUUGAUGACUUGCCAAAGGAGAAGCUUAAAGAACUAAUCUUUGAAGAAACGGUGUUAUUUAAGCAACGUAUUACUGCUGAAACACCUAUGCAGCAAAACUGAAGUAGAAGAUAGGUUAUAAAAGUGACUUGAGAAAUGAGCAGUAUAGUAUGAACAGGCUAACUUCUUUGGGAGGACAUUUAUGGAAAUGUCUGGAAACUUUUGGCAAGCCAGCCUGUUUGCUAAAGAUUCAGGUAUUACCAAGAAAUGUGUUAUAUUGUCACUGAAGAAUGCUGUGUUUAGGCCAGCGGAGAUCAUUACUCUUGAAAGCCCAUUUGGGUUUGCGGGACCUGAACCAAAGGGCAUGAUCUCUGUGUGAUGAAAAUUGGACAAGUGCCUCUCCUUAAGGUUCAUUCAGGCAAUACAUAAAAGACUGAGUGUUUCAUCUGGGAAGUGAGCCUGCAAAGAGUUCAUCUGACAUAAGUGAUGGAAAAGAUUUGAUGACAAUAUGAACAAUGGGGGCAAGAUAUCUGAUGGCUCAGAGUGUGAAUUUGAGAAAAGUUUCUUCCAAGAAUCUAAUAACUACUUUCAAUAUUGUGGCACUUUUACCCAACAUGUGUUUCACAUGUGGCAGGUAAUUGCAUAAAUUUUAGAAAGUUUUAAGUUACAUGAUUCUUCAGAAGUAAAGGGACAUAAUUCUUACAAAUUAAUUUCCUUCUAGAGUAACUGUGGUGUUUACUUAAGUGGUAGCGAUCAUUUAUGCCUCUUAGACAGUCAAUGCCAUGCUACUUUGGAAGUGCUGAUGAGGAAAUAAUUCUGAGGAAGGUGUUGCUCAUAACCCUUGAAAUGUGGUAAUAAUGGCAAUGUGGAGCUUUUGGGGGGAAAUGGGGGGGGUAGAUGAGGGUUGGGGAGAGGUUAUUUCGUAUGGGAUAUUGGGGCUGUAAUGCAUUUUUUAACAUCAGUCAAAUGUAACUCCUAUAAUGCUGACUACUUAAGUCAAAAUUAAAAAUAUAUCUGCAUUCCAACUACAGUAGUAUGUGUCUACCUGAAGAAUCAAUUAGAAUACACUGCUGUCAAUUUUGAGAGGACAUGAUAUUUAUUCAGCAUUGGGAAUAUUAAUUGUCAUUUUACCCUAAAACCAAAGUAAAGAAUGUUUAAAUAAAAAGUAUAAAAAAAAAAUUGGUAAUAUGUUGGUAGUGUUUUUAAUGAAAUCGUGUACGCAGGUGAGCAUUUUCCUUGAGACACAUUGUCUUAGGACAGGAGGUUCUCUCAACACCUUGACCUGUAUGUUGACCAUACAGCAUAGCUAAUUGAAAUGUGUUACAGGAUUUGGUUCUUAGGAAGAUCCUACUUUAAGCUAAUAGUCUAUAGUUUAAUUAACAGUUAAAAAUAAUAGUGACUUGCAUAGUUCAUAAAUUUUCAAUAUUAUGUUGGCUAUGAAAUAAGAAUCUACCAUGUCAUGUCAACCUGACACCAAGAUAAAUGAAUGAAUAUUAAAAUUUACUUGUAUUUGUGUCCAUAUUAAGAAGAGUAUGAAGUCUUCUUAGUUGGGUAUAAAAAUGUUUGAAUUUAUCUUAUAUUAUUUUUAUAGGGCUUUAAUAUUGUAUUUAAUGGGUUGAGCAAGCAUUUCUGAUACUAAAAAUGUCAUGAAUUAUAUUUUAUGACAGGAAGGAUAUGCAAGGUGUUGAUCAUUGAUCACAUGUCAGGGAUAUACUUAAACAGAUAAGCAGCAUUAUAGGGAACAAGCCUUUAAUAAUGAGAUCCCAAGAUUUCUGUAACGAGCAUAUCAUGUCCCAAUUGUAGACUGAGGUCCAAGGGUACACACUGGGCAGUGCCCAAAGUUGUAUGCAGACAGCAUAAGUUAUUCAAGAAUCAUGCAUUUAUAAUUUUAGCUCAAGAUUAUUAUGUACAUCUCAAAUUUAUUCUUUUAUUUUCCAAAGUCCAAUGAAGUAUAUAAGAAUUCUUACAUUUUGUGCAAAAUAUUGAAAAAUAUCCUGUGUCAGAUUUGUGAUUGAGAAUGAGUUUGUGGAUUAAUUAGGUAAGUGCUGACAGCUUAAUAAAUAUCAGACUUUUCUAUAUUUGCUGUCAUCUAUUUUCUCUGUUAAUAGCUGUUACUUUUGCACUUUAGUGAAUGCUAGGAAAAUAACCUCCAUACAAAUGGCAGUAAAAAUAUCAUAGUGUGUUUUGAUGAUAAAGAGGUCUAUUGCUGUCUCUUGAUACCUCAAGUUUGUAGACAGUCAUGGUAAGUGUAAUUGUAUGUGGGCAUAAUUGUUAUGUGUCAUGUUAUUUGUAUCAUCUUGUUCCCUCACUGUGAGGUGAUCCAUUUAUUAGGCCAGAGUUGGUAUAUAGUCUUGAGAUAUUAGUAAUAACAACCUAUUUUUCAUAGUUGAAUGUGCCAUAAGGAGUCCCUAUCAUAUGAGCAGGGAUUUUUAACAAAAGAUUUCCAUUUCCAUUUCAUAGUCAGGCAUGCCAGUAUUUUUUUAUCCUGAAAUGUCUUUGGGUAUUAAGAAUAAUUUCAAACUA